Messenger RNA from Zasmidium cellare ATCC 36951, 1095 nucleotides. RefSeq lists its product as uncharacterized. The coding region runs from base 1 to 1095 and encodes 364 amino acids. Lineage: Eukaryota; Fungi; Ascomycota; Dothideomycetes; Mycosphaerellales; Mycosphaerellaceae. The transcript has 2 exons. The record is from RefSeq and is a predicted model, not a curated record.
AUGGCAGGAAAGACUCCUCGAACGCCACGCACGCGGGCUAACAAUUCUCAACCCAACACAGGCAGUACUCGUACGGUGCGCGGCGGUGAGCUUCGUGCUCUGGGCAUCUCCGACGACAGCCCCAACCAGAAUCAAUCGAGCCGUCGUCGCAAUGGUCGAGCAUCUGAACAAGAGUCCCCAACCACACGCCGCAUCCGUCACAUGAACCGACAACCCGCUCCACGACAGCAGCCCGCUCCUCAGCAGCAGCGUGUCAACAACCAACCCGCCGCUCAGCACCAGCCCGCCGCCGCUCAGCAGCAGCCCGCCAACAACCAGCCCGUUCCUCAGCUUGCGGGAGACCAGGUCAACGCUCUGUUCGCGGCGAAUCCAAAUCUCAUGCAGUUCCGGGCUGCAUUGGUCACUGUCCAGCCCAAUGGAGUCCAACCUGGUGCUGUCCAUGCCAAUGGAGCCCAUCCCGGUCCAGGUGGAGGAGGGCGAGGAGGAAACGCAGCCGACCAGCCGGCCCAGCCAGGUCCCCUCAAUCCUGCAGAUGGUCAUGGUGGACAUGGUGGAGUUGAGAACGGCCAGGGCGGAGUCCACCCUGGUCAAGCUGGAGGAGGACAAGGAGGACAAGGAGGCGGCCAGUCAGCCCCUCCAAACAUGACAGAGAACCCUGACGUACCGCUCGUCCUACCGCUGGGUAUCGCCUCACCGAACGACUUUCAGUCGUACACCAGAAACUUCAGCUUCAGCGUGGGGUUCAGUGGGUCGUUCGAUUGGAGGGUCGCGACAGCGACAACCUCGACACCACGAAGAGUGGCAAAAUCGCCGACAUCGAGGUCACCGUCGAUCCAACACAACGAGACUCAAGUCCAGAACGUCGCCCAGUACAUGGCCGCACUGCGCACCCUCAAGAAUAUCGAGCUACGCCAGAUGAGACCACGGUCGAUCGUCGAAGCCCGCAUCACGGUUGGUAGGUACGUCCAGAUGCACCCAAACUUGUGCGAGCCAGAGCAUGCUAGAAAUGUCGCCUUCCUCGUUCGAGACCUGCUCGACGGACCAAAGGCGAUCCAGAAGGAUCUGAGGCUGGCGAACCUGGGUGACAGGGGUUGA